This is a messenger RNA of Ipomoea nil (Japanese morning glory), 1205 nucleotides long. RefSeq names its product gamma carbonic anhydrase 2, mitochondrial-like. The coding region runs from base 146 to 976 and encodes 276 amino acids. Lineage: Eukaryota; Viridiplantae; Streptophyta; Magnoliopsida; Solanales; Convolvulaceae. The transcript has 5 exons. The record is from RefSeq and is a predicted model, not a curated record.
GCAUCUGCUCAGCUGCCCUAAACACAAGGCCUGCAUCCUCCUGACCUUACCCCAGGAGUAUUGCUCUCUCUAUAGCCAUCAUCGCAAAAUUCACUGAAGAUCAUCAAGAGCCGCACAGCAAGAAGACGAAGAAGAAGAGAACGAAAUGGGAAGUCUAGGGAAAGCGAUAUACACACUAGGAUCGCUGAUUCGAGGCUCCGGCAAAGCCCUUGAUCGCAUCGGCUGCGGCCUUCAAGGCAGCUACUACUUGUCGGAACAGCUGUCCAGGCACCGAACUCUUAUGGACCUAUUUGACAAAUCCCCUGUUGUUGACAAAGACGCAUUUGUAGCACCAGGUGCCUCAGUAAUUGGCGAUGUCCAAGUGGGAAGAAAUUCAUCUAUUUGGUAUGGAUGUGUAUUGAGAGGUGAUGUGAACAGAAUUCGUGUUGGAGCUGGAACCAACAUACAGGACAACUCCCUCGUUCAUGUGGCAAAAUUAAAUUCGGGUGGCAGGGAUCUACCGACUAUUAUUGGGGACAAUGUUACCAUUGGGCAUAGUGCGGUUAUACAUGCCUGCACUAUUGAUGAUGAGGCAUUUGUUGGUAUGGGAGCAAUAUUGCUCGAUGGUGUCCAUCUCGGGAAACAUGCGAUGGUUGCUGCAGGAGCCCUCGUGAGACAGAACACUAAAAUUCCCUCGGGAGAGAUAUGGGCCGGUAAUCCAGCCAAGUUCCUGAGAAAGCUAACCGAGGAAGAGGUAGCCUUCAUAUCUCAAUCGGCCACAACUUACACCAACCUUGCACGAGUCCAUGCAGCUGAGAACUCGAAAUCCUUUGACGAAAUUGAAUUCGAGAGGAUGCUCCGCAAGAAGUACGCCCGACGUGACGAGGACUACGACUCGAUGAUUGGCGUCGUGCGUGAAACUCCCCCAGAACUUGUUCUUCCUGAUAACAUUCUGCCCGAUAAAGCCAAGAGCUCCAACGAGGUGUACGUAAGGUAGCCUUUCCCUCUUUGCUUGUUUAGGAGUUACGUUGGUGGGUGGAGACUGGCAUAUAUUUCAUCCGUCCCUGGAUAAUAAUACCCAACUUAAUGCUUUCUUCUUUUCCAUGGCUUUCAAGAAACUCGUGUUUUUCAGAGGGAGAUGACUGCUGUUAUUAACCAAUAUAUACAUGAGAAUACUUUCCCCAUUUUUCUCCUUAUACAAUUGAUGAAUUGAAGUAGGUGAAUUG